Messenger RNA from Frieseomelitta varia, 2570 nucleotides. Its product is annotated as laccase-4-like. The transcript has 12 exons. Gene Ontology annotation, cellular component: plasma membrane. Lineage: Eukaryota; Metazoa; Arthropoda; Insecta; Hymenoptera; Apidae. Gene Ontology annotation, molecular function: copper ion binding; oxidoreductase activity. The record is from RefSeq and is a predicted model, not a curated record. The coding region runs from base 526 to 2487 and encodes 653 amino acids. Gene Ontology annotation, biological process: iron ion transport.
ACAGUCUUGACGACAGAUACAGGCAUCUUCCGUGUAGAAGCAAAAAGUGACAGAAGCGCGCACAACCGAGGUGGUAAACGUGUGUUUCCGCAAGAUGAUCUUUCCUUUUUAAUCGUUACUUGAGCCGAGUGCACGUCGUCGAAUACAUAGGAUCCUUGAACCGAGGUACAGUUCACCAACGAUGUUCUUCAGGUUUGCUAUAUUCGUCGGUUUGAGUUCCGUCGUCGCAACCAUAAUCUACUUGACGCCUAUACCAGAUAAAUAAAUAUCCACGGACUAGCAGUAUUUCAUCGCGUGUCAAGCGAUUGUACGCACAUACAUAUACUUAUCGAAGUGGACGAAAGUUGCGCGAGAAAGCGCGCCAAACAUUAUGCCUGUCCGCUCACAGACUCAAAGGGAUACGACGAAGGCAAUCUCUCAGAGGUCUAAGCAAUUUUAAGUUGCUUCGGAGACUUUCUGAGUCGAAUGAUCGUGAAAAGAAUGCAGUCACCUGCUGUUAUCGUUGCAUAACAAAUCGGGUAGACGAUGCGGGUAUCUACCAGUGCGGAUUUGGCGAUGAUGCUGACCACCUACGGUCUACGAUUUCUCGUGGUCGUCUUCACGAUCGCGGCGGCCGCCACGUUUUUACACGUGAACAAUUACAGGCCCAAGCAAAUAUUCCUCUCCUGCGACAGACCAUGUCACCAUUUGGAUUGGCCGAUGAUUUGUCGAGUGAAGCUGACUCUAGAAGUGUUCCAAUCACUUAGCAAAUCAUGCGGCGAUUGCACGAAGAACGAGACGGCAUGUCUGUCCAAGCAUUGCGUCUCGGCGGAUGGACAGAGACGGGGGAUCCUUGCGGCGAAUCGUCAGAUGCCUGGCCCGACUAUUCAGGUUUGUGAAAACGAUAUCUUGGUGGUCGACGUGAUUAACCGGCUUCCAGGCAAAGCUGCAGCAGUGCACUGGCGUGGUCAAUCUCAGGUUGAGACGCCACACAUGGAUGGCGCUCCUCUUGUCACCCAGUGUCCCAUACCGAGCUAUACUACUUUCCAAUAUAAAUUCCGCGCAUCAUCCGCUGGAACUCAUCUAUGGCAUGCUCACGCUGGGGCUGACGUCACUAAUGGUAUAUUUGGCGCGUUGAUCGUCAAGCAGGCAGAUAUCAGGGACCCUCAUCGCGCUCUUUAUGAUAUCGACGACCCGAAUCAUGUGGUGCUUGUGAGCCAGUGGCAACAUUCCCCAGAGAUCACGUACACGGAGGGCCACACGAAACCAGCGAUUCUUCUCGUGAACGGCAAGGGACGCCAGCCAAAUGGACCAAACGUACCUUUGACGAAGUUCACCGUUAUUCCAGGACGACGUCAUAGAUUUCGCGUUGCUAACGCUGGCGGUGCUGGAUCCUGUCCAAUAACCAUCUCUGUAGACGCUCAUCCCCUUCUUCUGAUUGCCCUCGAUGGUCAGCCAAUGGAACCGCGACAAGUUACAUCGAUUACUUUGGCGAAAGGUGAAAGAGCAGAUUUUAUCCUGAAAGCGAACAAACGAGUCGCUUCCUAUUGGAUGAACGUGCAUACGUCGAAGGAAUGUGGUACCAGUCCUAUAAACGGUGUGGCGCUCUUAGAGUACAAGGGAAGCACAACGGAGAAUCUGUUGUCUGUGACGGAAGCGAGCGAAGAGUUGGAAGUUGAGGAAGCGGACGUUCGAGUUGCGAUGACAACAAAUCCCGCGGACAAGUGUGGAAAUCCAGAGAGCCUGUGCGUGACGGAAUUGCAUGCAUUGCGCAAGAUGCCAGCUGCUUUAGCGAAACCGAAGACCGACAUUACCAUUUAUCUACCUAUUAAUUACAGGCUGCAAACGAACGAUAUCGUGGGAAACAGUGGCGAGGGGAUGAAGGUUCUGAAUGUGAACAACGCGACGUUCACGUAUCCAUCGUCGCCGUUGUUGACACAAGGUACCGACAUCGCCGAAGAAACUUUGUGCUCUUCUACCCCCGACGAGGACGACGCUCGUGCUGAGAACAACGAAACGGCGUCGUUGUCGUCGCGACGUUGCCGUCGUACCGAUGCAAUCACUUCAAACAUUUGCGAGUGCGUUCACGUGAGGUAUAUACCGCUCGGAGCAACCGUCGAAAUCAUUCUCCUCGAUCAAGGUGGUUUCGACGAUUUGGUGUAUCACCUGCAUGGAUAUACUUUCUACGUAGUGGGAGCGCGAAAUUUCGGGCGCAGCGUGACUCUGAAUGAAUUAAAAAGCCUGGACGACAAAGGUCAACUGUUCUCACGGAAUAUCGACUGCACCGUGGCUAAAGAUACCGUAGUUGUGCCGAAAUUCGGUGCGGUUGCCCUCAGGUUUAAAGCAGAUAAUCCAGGUUACUGGAUGUUGCGUGACGAGCACGCCGCUGAGUGGACACGCGGAUUGGACGUGAUCCUUCAAGUUGGAGAAACAAGUGAUAUGGUGCCUGCUCCGGAAGACUUCCCCAAGUGUGGAUCGUUCGUUGGACCAGACUACUUUCUUAUAUAGACUGUUAUUUCCCUUAAGAAUCGCGAACGUCGUGUAUAUAGUUGUAAAUAAAUGCCGAUAGACUGAAAGUAUACACAGUUUAA